AUGUCUGCAAAGAAAAAUGACAAGGACAAGGCAAAGAAGGACAAGGAAAUGAAGAAAGAGGCUGAGUUAGCAGAACAGCAACGUUUGGCUGAUGAAGAGCAACGUCUCGCCGAAUCUCGUAGACGCGACAAGGAAGAUCGGGAACGAAAGGAACGCGAGGCAGCGGAGGCUGUUUUCAACAAGGAAGGUUCACGUCUAGCCGAGGAAAUGGCUGAAAUAGAAGCCUUGACUGCUUCUCGUACUGCUGAAGUGCUGUCGGUGUCAGAAAAUAGGAGAAAGGAUGCAGAGUGGGUCCAUCUAGUCAAAUGCACAAAGAUCCCGGACUGUGACAAGGAAAACGAAGUCAACACAUACAUUAAUAUACUCGCCGAGACGAGUUUUCCAUCUGAUGAUCCAUCACUUGAUACACUGGUACCCAUUAUCAACCAAGCUGACGAGUGCUGUGAAGAACUGGAGGCGACCAUGAAUUCACGAUUAGGUCAGAUUCAGAAAGAGAGAGAACGACUUCUGGAACAGUUAAUACUGUUACGGAAGACGAUAUAUUUACAGUUUGAGAGUGCUAGUGCUCGUAUACUUCAGUACAUGGACCAAAUGGUGGAAGACACAUCAGAGAACUUCACAUGCUCUAAAUCAUUUCAAGAGUUCAAACAUUGUCUAUGGGCUAAUCUGACAAAGAACCCAAGGCACAAAACUAUCGAUUUUGUGGAGCAAGGCAUACACAUUUCACUUCCCAAAGCACUGGUUUUGGCAGGUGUCGGUAUGCGACUCCUAUAUGAAACUGGGUCGACAGCAGCAUGUCGUUUCAAGGAUACUGUCAGGACACACUUGACAGUCAUCGGGGGUGUGCUGCAUAUGGAUUUAGUUGAAUUGCCAGAAUGGCCAACUAAAUCUGAGAGAUGGACUCUUCGAAAAAUAUUAACACCACAAAACAAAUACCUUCGACGUGUGUCAUAUCCGUUUACUGUUGAUCCAGCUGAAACGGUGCCUGAAGGAGAGGAUUCUGAUGUGGAUGUAACGGUUACUCUGAAGCUGUCACCUACAAUCGCAUCACUCCAGAAUGCCACUAUCAUGAAUUGGAAUUCAGAGACAAAUGCGUGGACUUCUGAUGGGAUACGAGAUGUCCUCUUUGAACCAGAAUUAGAACAAGUGACCUUCAAGACGUGUUAUUUAAGACCGACUGCAAUCAUACAGACGACACCUCCUGAAUAUCCUUUGACGAGCUGGUCAAUAAAACCAACAGAUACAGGAGUUCUUGUCGAAGUCGUUGGACGGCAGCAUACUCUGCUGUUAGAGAUUACUGAACGAGAUUGUUCCAUUCUUAAACCAGAGACUCAUGUCUCUAGUAGUCAGACGACGCCAUCGUUGCGUCUCAGGAGGCUGGCUCAUUCUGGACUUAACUUUAUUGGACCUCGAGAAGUGAAUGGUUUAGAGCUGGACGGGGUUGUGCUGAAGAAUCCUGCUGCCGAGGAUUCAUGUAUCUCAGGCAUUCCAUUCUGGGCUGCUGGAAUGCAGUUUAGAUCCAGCCCCAGCAACAAGAAGAUUGGCAGCUCCAAGGUUACCUUCCAGGUUCGUCAGGCUGACGCUACAGCAGAUGAAGAGGCUGGAUGGACUCAUGUCUUCUUUGAUGCCCAAGUACAAGUUGGAGAGAUCUACAAAAAGGUUGGAUUUGUGACAAAUGAAGUCACCGAAGAGACCAAGGUUACUAUUGAUGAUAGUAAUGGACCUCAGAUACAUGCUACCGUUUUCCAUGCAUUGAAGAGUAUCCAGAAGACUUCGGAUGCUCGAACUGAACCAUCUGCUAUAGUUUCAGAGAAUCUCGAGCAAGUGAUGUCGAUGGUCCGGUCGUUCAGUGUGAUUGCAUCGGAGGCUCAAGCAUCAACAGCAUCAGCACAGUAUAACAUUAUAGAUUCCUUAGACUCAACAAGAAAAGACUGGUUGCGAGACCAGUCUGCAUAUACAGAACUGGCCAGACUACAGCUCGCUCAUCCUGCAUCCACACCUCCUCCUCCUUCCCAAAUCAAUAAUACCCUCCCAACAUCACCUACGUCAAAUACAGCUAAUAUUGGGCCGGCACUGGCACUAGCGACUGCAGAGCAGUCUGCUGCUACUAUAGACAAGCCCAUAGGUGCUAUAGAAUUAGAAGAAGAUAGGCCGGAAUCCAUCAAAACGUUCGACAUCAACCACGAAAAAGUCAACGUCGAGAAUCCUGUGAGCGUGAGCCAGCAACAUCAAGGCUCCUCCACUACCAGGGCCACUAAUAUUAAUAGUUUAGCAGUCACUCUCCCACCUCUCUCGCCUAUAAAUUAUACGAAAUCGUCACCGACAUCGCCGAGUAAACGUGUCCAGAGAUUCUUCUCAGUGUCGCAGCUGGCUGCCUUGAGAGAAAUUACGUCAACAAGGAGCUACCCGUCAUUAGACAGUCCUAUCUGGGAAGCUCUUUUCCAGGACAAGUUUGAUGCCAUAUUCUCGCGUCAGGAACAGGCCAUAGAGUUGGAAAUGGCUACUAUUCCGCUUGGUCAAGCGUUGAUUAGGAAUAAUUCAUCUACGAAAAACUUUAAUACCCUUCUAUUAUAUCUAUUAUCUCAGUUGAGAUUCAUGAGGAAUGUCGCCUAUGACAGUGAAUGGCCGGUCGAAUGCCAGAACGCCAUGUUUCUGUGCAGGAUAUUCAUAAAGACGUUUGUGGAUAAUCUGUCGUACCCACAGAUACAUGAUAUGUUUGAAAACGACCGACUGCCUCCUGACAGUGAUGCUUCAUCACAGACAAGGAGCUCUCCGUCCUCGUUACAUGAAGCGGUGGAAGGAUUAGGUGCCAGUAAAAUGGAUGUUGAUCCUGAUGUCGUUAUAGAUCCAAAUCCAAGAGCUGAACUUCUGCUUGAAGAAGUACUGAAUGUAAUUAUAUACGCUGGAUACAGCCCUCUAUCUUCCUACGAAAUAUACCUCGAAUCGUUGAAUCUGCUAAUUGUGAUGUGCGCAUCGCAAUUACAACAUCCAUCCGAUCAGACGGUCGCUGAUAACUACUUCUUGGAUGUCUUGUUUGAGAGAUUUGGUUAUCUCGCCAAUGAUUUGAUAGCUGCUCUGCUAUUGAAUUUCGUCAAGCAGCCUCAACGGCCAUCAUUGCUAGGUGGUGUAUUAUACUCUGCCUAUUCAUAUCUCUUCAACAACGACAAGCAGAAUCCUACUGCCGCAUCACCAAUCGCAGAGAAGAGCGUUUUAGUAUUUCUGAUACUAGCAAAUCAGUAUCCAAAGCAUUAUGGCAAUGCUUUCAGACGUGCUAUUGGAGAGUUCGAAGACUUGGAAGCAAAACCGUCCAAGGAUAUUGAAGCACCGUCAUCUCCAGCUAAAGAUAUGGCAGCCAAGGUGUCAUUCAGAGUGGUCUACGAUCAGAUCUGCAGCACGAUACCAUCUGAAGAGACGUCAUUGCUUUUGUAUCUGCUGAUGCUGAAGAAUGACGCAUUCAGAGUCUACAUACUGUGCAGGACUGAUGUUGAUGGAUUGGUAUUACCAAUCCUGAAACAUAUACACGAUACCCUGGAAGUCAAGACCAGGUAUUCGCAACUAUAUGUGUUGCUUAUAGUGAUUCUCUUGCUGACGCAAGACGACACCUACAACGAAAACCUCCAACGAAUAAUGAUCACACCACCGCCUUGGUACGCUGAUCGAAUCAUCAAGUCGAUCUCACUGGCAGGCUUCACGACAUUAAUAUUGGUGAAGACGAUUCAGGACCACUACUUCCAUACAAACUGCCUCGCAGCAUUAGCCAACAUGAGCAGCAAGACCGCUGGAAUGCAUUCUGUGGUUGCCUCACGGCUAAUAAAUCUAUUGGACCUGGUCACAAGGAGAUAUGGCAAGCUUAUGGGUGGUCUGCCGCCUGUAUACGGUGCUCAGACACCAACGACACCCAUGUCUAUUAUGACGCCAAUACUUGGGCCAGCUCCAAAUUCCGUCGAUUGCAAGGUCUAUAGUGAUGUUAUAGCUCUGAUACUGGAGAUAAUAAACUCAGUAAUGACCCAUACACUCCAACAUAAUCCUCAGUUGGUAUAUGCUUUAUUGCAUCGACGAGACAUGUUCGCUCGUAUUGAAACUGAGCCUCGAUUUGCUGAACUGGUUGAGAAUAUAAAUACGGUUGUAUCGCACUUUCAAGCCAAGCUUAGUGAAGCUGGUUUGCGAAGUCCUACUUCCGAUGAAGUGCUACAAGUGAUUGAGCGUGCUGCCAAGACAUGGCAAGGCACUAAGCUCAGAGCAUUCGAGGAGCUCAAGUUUCAAUACGAAGAAGAGCAAGAGUUUUCACUCUUUUUUCUGCCGUAUGUUUGGAGUUUAAUCUAUCGCUCUUCAUUGAUUCACUGGGAUGAAUCAAACACUCAUGUACUAUUGUCGAGUGUCGUUGCACCACUCGAUCAGAUAGAUUUAUCAGUGCCAUUAUGA
Synchytrium microbalum is the source of this 4422-nucleotide messenger RNA. RefSeq lists its product as uncharacterized. Gene Ontology annotation, biological process: Golgi organization. The record is from RefSeq and is a predicted model, not a curated record. The transcript is spliced from 29 exons. Gene Ontology annotation, cellular component: Golgi apparatus. Bases 1 to 4422 code for a protein of 1473 amino acids. NCBI's taxonomy places the organism in Eukaryota, Fungi, Chytridiomycota, Chytridiomycetes, Synchytriales, Synchytriaceae.